UGCUGAUAGAAAGGAACCACAGGGAUCGUUACAGUAAUGGGCAAAAUUAAAACUGUGAGGUGGCCAUGGCUUGCCGGCAAAUUCUGCCUUGCCAGAGGUACUGUCGACUCCGUCCAUUCCUUUUGGUGCUGGUGCUGGCCGUCUAUCUUUUCUACCAGACCCUGACGCCAUUAAGGGCAAGAAGAUACCUCGCAGCCGUUGACAGCGGUGUUCUACCAACCCAGGAGGUGCAGCAGAGCUUAUACAAGGAGGUGCCUACGAGGCAGGUCUACUGUGUCCUUCCUUCUCGCAACUUACAACUACAGAGGGAGAUUGAAGAUUCCAUUUCUAAGUAUGUCAGAAGCCUGGCAAAAAAUGUGAUACUUUACAUCCCGUCUUCCAGCAAUAAACAAGACCUUCAGUUGUAUCAGCACAUCCUUGCACAGCACAGCUUUACAGUUACAGUCCUUGAAGACAGGAAAUUGAAUGGACAGAAAGAACUCCACCCAGGUGAAUUAAACCCCUGGGAUCUUAUGAUUUGCUUAUCCUCCAGCAAAGCUGACUAUGAAAAUUGCUUAGGUACACUAGACUCACAUCAAACAACACUAUUACAGAAGGCAAAUGUUCUCCCCCAAAUAGAAAAUCUCCUUUGCAGAAAAGAAAGGCUGUGCCAGAUAGUGAGAACAUAUCCAGAGUUGCAUCUUCCAGUUGCUCUUCCUGCCUGCCCAGAUAUAUUUCUGCCUCCAGACUCAAUUAUUGCACCUGGAUACCUUCAAGCUGGGAAAUCACAUGAUGACCAUGAAACAUUACGCCUUGCCCAAGGGUCAGAUCCGCCAACUGAGAAUAUGCAGAAACAUUCAACACUUGUUUCAGCUGAACAUAAGGAGUCCUUUAAAAUUCAAGACCUGUCUGUCAUCAUCAAAGCUUAUGUACUGGUCACAUCUUUAACACCUUUGCGAGCAUUCCUUCAUUCAACAGCGGUUGUCUGGUAUCCAUCCAAAAAGAAACACUUUUCAAUCAAGCUGCAGACCUUUUUUGAGAACUUCUUGAAAGCCAGCUCCCCACAGCAAGCCUUUGAUGACAUGAAAGAGGCAAUAAUCAAACUGUUACUGAUAGCUGAAGUUUUCAGUGAGGAGUCUGCAUCUGCACCAAAGGCCUUCACUCAAUGCAGUUUAUGCUUUCAGAUGCUAACCUUUGACAUUGGGUUCGGCUUCUCUAUGUAUCCUGUCAUUCUAGAGAUACAUGAACAUUUUGACUUUCAAGCUGAUGACGACACAGAUUACCAGGACCAAAUUGUUAAAGAAACUCUUCUUGAAGAUACUUUCAGAAUUCUCUUAUCAAAUAAAUCCUCCUACUCUACAUUCUUUGAGGCUUUAUGGAAUGUAUAUCAAUCAGCAGGGCUCAAGGACGAGUAUCACCUGAAGGAAUCUGAUCAGUGUCUCACUGUGGAAGAACUAAUUUCGUUGAGCAGUUUUGUAAAAGAGCUUCAAAAUCUAGGAGAAUAUGAACUGCUUUUCCCAUCUGCUGGCUCCAAGAUCACAUUUUUAAUGAAUGACUUUUAUCGCAUGGUGAAGCCAAGGAAAAAGCUUGCCUCAGUUCCUGCUAUACAUUGGCUUCUUUCAAACUUACUUGAACAGUUGCAAAUCAUUAAGAAAAGAAAACACACACACUUUGCAGGAUGGAAUUCUUAUUUAGGAAAGGGUAGCAUUAAAGGAGUUUCUUCCACACUUCCUGCAAAAAGUGAAGGUUUGCGUUUUUUAAAUCAGGAUAAGGACAUACACUGCAGUCAUGAUAAAGAUACACUACCUCACAUCAGGCAGAUCUUCACCAAUCCCCAUUUAGACCUAAAUCCAAAAUUUGAUCCAAAGAUCAAAGAGUACUACACUGAAGUACCGUUUGAUGUGGUAACAGUAAAGAUUAGAGCAGAACCAGUGAAUUGUCAGGGUGAAGUUCAUUUGGAUGAGAAGAAAGGACCCAGUACUGCAAAUUACCCUCUUGGACUAGGAAUAAACAGAGUCAAUAUUCUGGUAACAGGUGCAUCUAAUUCACUUCAUGAGGUUGUGAGCAUCUAUAAAAUCAUCAUUUAUCGAGAAGACCGUCCAAGUUUGCCACUGUUUGAUGACUUCAUGAUGUGUGGUUUUGUCCAGGAUUGUGGGUCACUGAUUCAUCCCGAGGAAUCCUGUGGGUUGCAACCUCUGUCUGCCGAAUACCUGUCAGCCAUUUCACAGCCACGGUUGAAAACAUGUGAAGCAGGGGACACACAAGGACAAUGGAUUGUCCCUUGUCUUAGUUGUUCCGACAACAGAACCUGUGACUGGAGGCAAAUAAUAUGGCAGCCUCACAAUUGUCAAUAUCCUUUCAUUAACAAACCAGAACUCCAGCAGUGUCUGGAAAGCAAAAAGGUUCUUUUCAUUGGUGAUUCAACUAAUAGAGGGAUGAUGUAUUACCUGAUGGAAAGAGUGAACAAGACCCUUCAAGAGUGGCAAAAAGCUCAUGACAUGAAGUUUUAUCAUAAUAUAAAUAACAGAAACACAUUUAUUAGUUACUCAUAUUAUCCCCAAUUUUGGAUCAGUGGAACCCAAAGACCGACAUUUGAAGAAGCACUAGAACAGUUGCUACUCAGAUCACAGCCCCUCGAGAAUACAGGGCAAACUGUAUUAGUUGUUGGUGGUGUCCAGUGGCUUAAUUUCAAUCACUUGGCUAUUAUUCAAAAGGUGCUCAAGCGAGCGAAUCUCUCAAAUAUCCUGGUAGUGAUAAAAUCUCUGGGAAUGGGCUUUCAUCUGCCAGUGGAUGGAGUGCAUUCUUUGUCACUGGCAGAAGUACAACAUUUGUGGAAUGAAAACCAGGCUAUUUUGAAGAUGGCAAAACAAUAUGGCUACGAAGUGGUUGACACUUUCAUUAUUACUAUGGGACGGUACAAGGAAUUUUUGCAAGGGAAGUGUGGAUGCCAUUUUCAUGAGGUGGUGAAAUCCAAAACAUCUGAAGGAAGCUCUCCUAUGACAAGGACAUUAUCAAGACCCUAUACGCUAGGCAAAUAUUUCAGCAACCAAAGCAAUUUGAUGCAACUGCAAGCCUACGCAUCAAAUUCUCAAUCCCCUUAUCACGUGAGAGGCCCAAUAAACCAAGUUUAUUCAGAAAUCCUUCUCAGCAGGAUCUGUGCAAAUGACAGGAAAGCUGUUGGAACGUAGCUUCAUUUGGCAGAAACGUAGACCUACAGACUGCCCACUUUCCCAUGUAGCAAUCCAAAGGCCAUACCAGAUUUAUUACAUACUUCUCUUAGUGGCUAAACAUACCAGCAUAACUCAAGACAUGUGGCAGUUUCCGCAAAGCCUUAUAAAAUCCAGAUGGGUCCCCAUGCUUCUGUGGUUUCAGAAUGAGAGACAGAGAAUCAAAA
Messenger RNA from Euleptes europaea (tarantolino), 3373 nucleotides. RefSeq names its product cadherin like and PC-esterase domain containing 1 (gene CPED1). Lineage: Eukaryota; Metazoa; Chordata; Lepidosauria; Squamata; Sphaerodactylidae. The record is from RefSeq and is a predicted model, not a curated record. The coding region runs from base 66 to 3167 and encodes 1033 amino acids. The transcript is spliced from 22 exons.